Messenger RNA from Acanthochromis polyacanthus (spiny chromis), 2623 nucleotides. RefSeq names its product serine protease 16 (gene prss59). The record is from RefSeq and is a predicted model, not a curated record. Bases 50 to 1531 code for a protein of 493 amino acids. NCBI's taxonomy places the organism in Eukaryota, Metazoa, Chordata, Actinopteri, Pomacentridae. The transcript has 9 exons. Gene Ontology annotation, biological process: proteolysis. Gene Ontology annotation, molecular function: dipeptidyl-peptidase activity; serine-type exopeptidase activity.
ACAGUCAACUAAAUAGCAAGCAGCUGACUGUUUCCUCGUUUGUGUCAGUAUGGCUUUUCAAACGUUGCUCCUGUGUAAAGUAAGCGUAUUUUUGCUGUUGUGUCUCUUUGCCGUUGGACAGGGGCAGUCUAAGUUGUAUAAGGGAUUCACAAAGUUUAACCAGGUGCAGGAUAACAAGCAGGGAGACCUGUUCGAGGAGCAAUGGUUCAUACAGAAGCUGGAUCACUUCAAUGGUGCAGACAGCAGAGUGUGGAAGCAAAGAUACUUUGUGAGUGAUGCCUUCUACAAAGCUGGUGGUCCAGUGUUUCUGAUGAUAGGUGGAGAGGGCCCAGCAGCACCAGCAUGGAUGCAGUACGGCACCUGGAUCACCUAUGCUGAGAAACUGGGAGCACUCUGCCUGUUACUGGAGCAUCGUUUCUAUGGAAAGAGCCACCCGACAGCGGACCUCAGCACAGCAAACCUGCAUUUCCUCAGCAGUCGUCAGGCGUUGGCUGAUCUGGCACAUUUCCGCACCGUGAUAGCAGAGGCCCGAGGACUGGCCAACAGGAAGUGGGUGGCGUUCGGAGGGUCGUACCCAGGCUCUCUAGCUGCUUGGUUCAGGCUGAAGUACCCUCACCUGGUUCACGCCGCUGUGGCCACCAGUGCCCCUGUUCAUGCUAAAGUCAACUUUCCAGAGUACUUGGAGGUUGUGUGGCGUUCUCUGGCCUCAGAGAACGCAGAGUGCCCAGUGCUGGUGAAAAAGGCCUCAGACAUCCUCGUGGAACGCCUGAAAGACCCCAGAACCUACGACAACAUCACCAAAGACUUCAACUUGUGUUCCAAACUGCAGAACCUGACAGAGAUGGACUCGGCCUACUUCCUGGAAACGCUGGCUGGCAACUUCAUGGAAGUGGUCCAGUACAAUGAAGACAACAGGGGGUUUGAGGGUGCGAUUGGCAACAACAUCACAAUCAAGGUGCUGUGUAGCGUGAUGAGUGACGUUUCACUGGGAGAUCCUUAUGCCCGAUAUGCCGCUGUGGCCCGCCUCAUGAUGGACACCUUCUCUAUUAAAUGCCUGAACAUCAGCUUCAGUACCUAUGUUAGAGAAAUGACUAACACAUCCUGGGAUGGUCCAGCUGCAGGGGGAGGGAGACAGUGGGUCUACCAGACCUGCAGUGAAUUUGGAUUUUACCAGAGCACUGAUUCGCCCAACCAACCAUUCACCGGCUUCCCUCUUGCGUAUCAGGUGAAACAGUGUGCACUCUUCUACAAUAUCAGUGCAGAGCAGCUGGCAGAGGCUGUGGCACAGACUAAUGAGUAUUACGGCGGCUAUGACAUCCGCUCCAGCAGGAUAGUUUUCCCCAACGGCUCCAUUGACCCCUGGCACGCCUUGGGGAUCACCCAGGACAUCUCUCCUGACCUGCCUGCUGUUUUCAUCAAAGGAACAGCUCACUGUGCCAACAUGUACCCAGCCAGGGGAGAAGAUCUCCCACAGCUGUCUCUGGCCCGUGACCACAUCUACGUACUCCUCCAGCAGUGGAUGAAGCAGUAACUAUUAAGGAAGUCAAUCAGUGACUUUGCAAAUCAAACGUAUAAUUCUGGAUCACUGAUGCUGGAACAUGAUUAUUUUGCUGCCAAAUUUAUCGCUUCUUGAAAUGACAUUUUGCACAAGCAUCUGUAGGUACAAAAUUCAGGUAUUUUAAAGGGAAUGUAUUGUGCUUUUCCUUAUUUCCUGCCAUGUAUAUAAGGUUAGAAAGUCAGAUGUUGAUAUUAAAUGUGGUCAAAGGUUUCUAACUUUUUUUUUUUUUUUUAACUUUUGUUUUCCAAUUUGGCUGGCAUUUGUGCGUCACAGAGGUCUUAUACAGUGUUCUGUUCAAAGCACAGCACUGCCAUGAUGUCAAACUACUGUCUACUUUCUAAAUGUAUGUGAAUGAUCUAGCAAAAGAAUAUACAAAUAACCAAAGUUGCAGGGAAAUAUUAUACAGCUGUUUGCUGACAGCACAAUAGCAUUGUUGUUCUUGCUGCGUUACUGUUAUUCAUUUUGGCUUAUUUUUGCAGCAGCAGAUGCUUUUCAUACCAGUUGGCAUACCCAUCUACAGGCCUAUAUAUAGAAAAUGUUUCUAUAUCACUGUCCAUGAAAGACUGAAUGUACCAUUAUGUCACACCAUAAACCGCUAACAAGCACAUAUUUGCCAAACAGAUGUUCUGCUAUAAUAUUUGUUGCUGUAGGUGUUCGUAUCGUGCACUCCUCAUAUUCUAGAUCAAAUUUAUACUCUAUAAAUUAAGACGUUGUCAUUUUCAAUCAAGAAUGAAAACUUACGCCACUUAGCAGGUUUACAGUUUGCUUUCAGAACUUGCACCAUGGCAAGCACUGGGGUGCUGACUUUAGGCAGGCUUCCAGAGGCCGUCCAAUCAGAAGAAAGUGGGCGUUUUGAGAGGGGGCCCUUACAGUAACACAAGACUCAAGUGCUACUAAAAUAACAGGAUUGAAUUAAAGAUUUUUUUUAAACUGUGAAUUGUGCAAAGCUACUAUAUGAAGUCCCAGAAUGUAAAUACAGAAUUGGAAAUUGGCGUCUUAUGUCUCCUUUAAAUGAAUGACACACUUUUGAGCUGAUGAAUAAAGAUACGUUUAUGAUUUUCUGCA